Rhodofomes roseus is the source of this 1649-nucleotide messenger RNA. Its product is annotated as 3-deoxy-7-phosphoheptulonate synthase. The coding region runs from base 345 to 1562 and encodes 405 amino acids. The record is from RefSeq and is a predicted model, not a curated record. Gene Ontology annotation, cellular component: cytoplasm. The transcript is spliced from 7 exons. Gene Ontology annotation, molecular function: 3-deoxy-7-phosphoheptulonate synthase activity. Gene Ontology annotation, biological process: aromatic amino acid biosynthetic process. NCBI's taxonomy places the organism in Eukaryota, Fungi, Basidiomycota, Agaricomycetes, Polyporales, Fomitopsidaceae.
UCAGAGCGACACCUCAAACAAAGAGGCGCCGCCACAGAACAGGGUCACGUGGUAAUCAUUAUACGCGGGAAAUGCAGAUGUCAAGCGGAGUCACGACCCGCCACCGUGAAAUUGUUCUGGGAUCAUCUCACCUUCGCUCCGCCACCCGAGCUUUGCACGUUUCCUGCCGAAUCUUGUCUGGCCUGCUGUGUCCACAGACGAGUUCACACGUUGCACCCAGACUAUCGGACAUCAGCACAUCAAAAUCAGUGGGUAUAAAGAGACCAUGACUUCCACAUUUCUGCAUCCCGCAACCACCUUCCCCAGCUUCGCAUAUUUACGCUCACCUUCUAGUGUCGACUGGCAUGGCCAUUACUAUUAGAGAGGCUCUCGACAAGCUGGACGACCGCCGCGUACGAAACAUCCGCCCUUUGAUCCCCCCGCAAAUUCUGCAGGAGGAUCUUCCUCUGACACUGAACGCUGUCCAGACCGUUCUGGAAGGGCGGAAGGCGACAGAGAACAUCCUCCACUCAAAGGAUGACCGACUUCUAGUCGUGGUGGGCCCAUGCUCUGUCCACAACGUCGAGUCGGCGAUGCAAUAUGCGCGACUGCUCCGCGUAUACGCUGAGGAGGCGAAGGAUGAUCUCCACAUCAUCAUGCGGGUCUACUUCGAGAAGCCCCGUACCACCGUCGGGUGGAAGGGACUCAUCAACGAUCCGGACAUGGACGGCACCUUCCAGAUCAACAGAGGGCUUCGCAUCGCUCGUACCUUGCUCCUUGACAUUGCGAAGCUCGGACUUCCGGCAGGCUGCGAGUUCUUGGAUACCAUCAGUCCGCAAUACACAGCAGAUCUCGUGUCCUGGGGCGCUAUUGGGGCGCGGACGACGGAGUCCCAGGUGCACCGGGAGCUCACCUCGGUUCUGUCUAUGCCAACGGGGUUCAAGAACUCGACCGACGGCAGCGUCGGCAUUGCCAUCGAUGCUUGCAGAGCAGCCAGCCAACCGCACGUCUUCCUGAGUGUGGGAAAGGAAGGUCUGAGCAGCAUUGUGGAGACGUUGGGCAACCCGGACGUGCACGUAAUUCUCCGUGGUGGGGCAAGCGGUCCCAACUAUGCAGCCGAGUAUGUCCGCGAUUGUGGGGCUAAACUCGCCAAGGCAGGCUUCGCGCAAAAGAUCAUGAUUGACUGCAGCCAUGGGAACAGUCAGAAGCAGCACAAACGCCAGAUCGACGUUGCGGAAGAUAUUGCACAACAGCUGGAAUCUGGGGAAACUUCUGAGAUGAUUAUGGGCGUCAUGAUCGAGUCUAACCUUGUGGAGGGUCGCCAGGACAUUCCCGUAUCUGGACCCGCCGGUUUGAUAUACGGCCAGUCGGUGACUGAUGCAUGCCUCUCAUGGGAGCAGACGGUCCCGGCUCUGGAACGCCUCCGCGAGGGUGUUCGCGGCCGUAGGGCUUUGGUUCGGAAUAGGUCGAGGGGUGCAAGCUUCAGUGCUACGAAAGCGAACGGUGUCAAUGGCGUCAAGGCCAAUGGGAUCGUCGUGCCUGAGCUCGCCAAAGUGAACGGCACGAACGGCGUGACGGCGUGAACUCGAUGUACCAAAAUAAUCAUCGCUGUAUCAGUGUCUUGUUAGAGUAGAUAGUCUUGUACGCUGGAUCAGAGUAGCUUUACUGCA